Molecule: messenger RNA, 1685 nt
Organism: Macrobrachium nipponense
Lineage: Eukaryota; Metazoa; Arthropoda; Malacostraca; Decapoda; Palaemonidae
Product: low-density lipoprotein receptor-like
Cellular component (GO): plasma membrane
Molecular function (GO): protein binding
Source: RefSeq, a predicted model, not a curated record
AAUGCCUCGUGCAAACGGUGCUCGGACCACGGCUUUACCUUCUCGUCGUUUUUCGUAAACAUUUCACGACAACGGCUUGUAAUUCUGAAUCUGUGCGAAUUAGGUGAUCGAUAUUUAAGGCCCAGAUGCUGACAUGCAAGAAAAUACUUACGAUAGCCUUCAAAUGAGUAUGGCUAAUUUCUGAAAGUUUUAUAACUAUUGUGUAUUAACUUUUUAUAGUGGUGACUGAGAUAAACCUGUCAACCUAAAAAAACUGAAUAAUUACACGAAUUCGCUCUUGAGUUACUUUUUAUCCAGAAGAGAGAGAGAGAGAGAGAGAGAGAGAGAGAGAGAGAGAGAGAGAAUUCAAGUGUUCACUAAUAAUUUCUGAAAGAAUAGAUAGCGCACUCGUCGUUUUCUUGUUUUCUUAUUAGUAAGGAUUACUAAAGAAAAUAAAGAAAGUAAUCCAGAGAAGAAACUGUCUUCAAGUACGAAGAAGAUUGAUUGCGAGAAAGAGCGCCAUGCUAUGGAAUCGAUGGCGUUGGGAUUCACUCGAGAUGAACCACUGGAAACGGGAAUUGAGUCAUCGUCGGGAAAUGAAAACAUUUUGAAUUUUCAUGUUCUCUUUUCAAUGAGGAAGAGGUUGGGUAGUUUUGUUCCUUUGAACUGCCCUUCCUUUAUUUAGCUGCAUAAAGAACCUACCAAGAAAGAAAUUAAGAGAGUGCGAACGGUAAUGUUAAACACGACUUUAAGUCAAGAAUAUUUCGUAUUGAAACACUGAAACGAAGACCUUUUUGGAAACUUGGUUAUUUGUGUGAGAAGUUCUUCACGCCGCUAUGGUUUAUCUGCUUUUCCUCCUGUUCACCGGGUUGCUUGCGGCAGGCCCCCAGCAAGUUGAGACAAUCAUACAGUCUCAUGAGGAGCCCUUGGGGAAGGCUGCUUAUCUCUAUGGCAUCCACGAAGACGAUGACUGGGAUGAUGGAAAACAAACUUACGAUAGAGACAGCGACGGUGCUGCCCUCUCUAGUCCAGCAGCAACCACUCUCCUUCCGAUGGGGGAAGCGGUUGUUGGCUCGUCUUUGUCACCGCAAGGAGAGUUGCUGAUGACUGUGGCGUGCGACAGUGGAUACUGGCUCUGUUCUGAUGGCACUCAGUGUGUCCCACAGAAUGACACAUGUUCUGGCGUGGCCGAAUGCAACGACGAAUCGGACGAAGCUGUUGGGAAUUGCGGAUGCCUUCCGAAUGAGUAUCAGUGUGCGGACACUUGCAUCGACAACUUUAGGAGGUGCGACACGGUCAGCGAUUGUCUCGGGGGCGAGGAUGAGCUUCAGUGCGAGACUUGGUUCUGCCCCGAGACGCACUUCAAAUGCACCAGUGGCCAUUGCGUGCCCUCGGAUGCUGUCUGCAACUUCGUCGUUGACUGCGCCGACGCCUCUGACGAGCACCAGUGCGAUUACCGCACUUGCUUCUAUGGAGAAUUCAAGUGCGCCAACGGAGAGUGCAUAAGGCCAGGACUUGUAAUGCGACAAUGUCAUUGACUGUAUUGAUGGCACUGACGAAACCCAGUGCCAAGCAGGUGGUCCUUGCAAACACAACGAAUUCCAGUGUCCGGACAGUCAGUGCAUUGCGUCAGGUAACGAAUGCGAUGCCCAAUGUGACUGUGUAGAUUGUGCUGACGAACAGAAUUGCCAGACUUACGAUACUAU